This is a messenger RNA of Diorhabda sublineata, 4559 nucleotides long. RefSeq lists its product as uncharacterized. Bases 612 to 1583 code for a protein of 323 amino acids. The transcript is spliced from 6 exons. The record is from RefSeq and is a predicted model, not a curated record. NCBI's taxonomy places the organism in Eukaryota, Metazoa, Arthropoda, Insecta, Coleoptera, Chrysomelidae.
AUUGCGACAUUUAUAACAGGAACACAGCGAUCUCUCCUACAAUACUGCAAGACUUGCAGUCUGGUAAACGCUCCCAUCAAUUCAACAAGUUUAAAUAUAAUACAAUACUGUCAUCGUCCCGAAUAAGCCGCAUUUUUUAAGUAAGAAAUUUAUGGAUUAAAAAAUUGAUUGAUUUUAGUGCCGUUACUUUCGACUUUAUAAUGCGCGAUUGAUUUUUUGUUGGCUAAAAUAAUUUGCGGACCGAAAACUUGCGGAGAAUCUUUCGGGUGUGGAAUGAACACACUUCCCGCUUCGCGAUACUUCAGUUCAAAUCGAAGACGGUUGUGCAUCACAAGCGGAACGAAGUGUGAUUGUUUUUUGUGAACGUCUCGUCUAAUAUAUUUUUUUCGGUUUUACGAUCUUGUUGUUGCAGUGGUGUGAUUUGAACUAACAAUGGUACACCUGCGAACCACAGUUACGACGAUCGAAUAAUAAAUUGCCCAACAGUCUCAUAAUUUCAACUGUAAUCUGGUCUGAAUUUAAUGUAUCACGGGAACUCAAUUGAUACCGUUUCCUGUUAAUAUCAGCAAGUUUUUAUUUACUAUCGGAUCUGCUAGAAAAACUUAGACAACAUGAUGCUAUUGGUAGUUUUUAUCGCAUUUUUAUCAGUAUCUUCCUGUGAAGUUAUUCCUCUUCGUAGUUCAUUUAGACAAAGUUACGUAUGUCCCCCCAAAUUUGUGAGACAAGGACAUAGGUGUUACUUCUUCAGCAAGGAGGCAAUGACAUGGUCAGAGGCUUUAUUCGAAUGUCGAGAGAAGCGUAGUAAUCUCGCUAUCAUACAAAACAAGAAUCAAGACAGAUUGAUCAGGAGCUUUUUGAGCAAGAAAACCUUAGAUCCAUUAGAAAGAUGGUUAGGAGGUGUGUACGAUUGGGGUAAUAUGGCGUGGAAAUGGGCAGCUUCCGGGAAACCUCUAUCCUAUAACGGUUUUCCAAAAGAAGCUGCUGAACAAAAUAAGGAGACGCUACAAUGGCACUGUAUUAUUAUGGAUCCUGCAAAGCAAUAUUUAUGGAAUUCGCGAACGUGCACAGAAAAAAAGCACUUCAUCUGUCAAACAAGACUAAAGAUGGUGGAUAAUAAAGAUAAGAAAAGACUAUAUCGACAAUAUAACGCCAGUAAAGACAACAAACUCAACGAAAUUCCAGUUCCGUUACUUCUAGAUGAAUCAAGCAAUAGUACUUUCUUGAAACAAAACGCUAUGCCAAUUACAUAUCGUUUCGAAAUUAACGAAAAACUUGCCAAUCAAUCGAUGUAUGCCUAUAAAAGUCCAGAGAUGACUGUGAAGGUGAAAAACAAAAAUGCUAAAAGGAAACGGAAAACUCAAAAAAUAAAGCCAGUUCACUCUUCUAAUGGAGCAACCAAACAAAAACAACGUCGAAGAGGAAAUCACAAACGAAGAUUGAGUAGAAAACCGGAAGAAUUAGGAGAGCCAACUUUGAUUAAAAAUAUUAGGUGGAGGACAUACCAUAAAAAAGGGAAACUUUCCAAUCCUCUCUAUCCACAACCAAUAAUUGAAGAAUACAAUUACGUUCAAGAUAGAUUAUAAUUUUCUAUUUAAAGCUUCUUUUGUUUUAUAUUGACAAAAAUUUUUCGUUCUUUAGUCGUUUGUUUAUGUUUUUACAAUUUUUCGCGCGUCUCAGGUAUAAUAACGUUAUUUAUUGUUGUUUUCAUGAAAAAUGUUUAUUUGAUUUUCAGAAAGUUGAUCGACAAAGUUUUUUAAUCAAUGUUUUAUGUAUUCUUUCACAAUUGAAAUGGAAUUUAUUUUUUUAAAUAGAAGUUCUAUUAUAUUUAUUCAUUACCAAUUCAUGUUUAUCAUACAAGUCACUACACCGUUGCUAGCAUUGUAAAAACUCUAAAGUUGUAUUAAUAGCUUAGAAUUGAUUAAUUUAUUUCUUCCUAUUCUUCCAUCUUAUCUAUGAAAUUGUUUUCUUUUCUAGAAGUCGCAUCCAAUGAACAGAAAACGUCCAAUAUUUUCAAAUGAAAACUAAAAGAUUUGAGAGAAUUAAACAUAUUCAUUCCAUAGAUAUGGUUUUGAUAAAUAUUCAAUACCAGAUCAAUUAAUCAAUAAUCAAUAAUUUCUUGUCUUGUCUAUUUUUCUAAAUUCAAUUUCUCGUCUCGAUACCGAAACAUCCGAAAUUUCUCAAUCUUCGAAUUUUUAUCGAUAGACACAUUUUAGACCCUACUACAUAUAAACAAAAAGUGAAAUAUUUAAUACCAAAAAAAAAAUAAGUAAAUGGCUCUACUGAAUCACAGAAAAAAUCCAUUAUCGUGGCUGGAGGGUACGCUGAGGUAAGGAAAUGAUUUAAAAGAAGAUGUGUACGAGAUAAGCAGCUCAUCUAUUAGUGCUAUCAGUUAUAUUUGUUCCCUGCAAAAAUAAAAAGCUGAGCUGGAGAGCAGCUACGCGAUACAGAUUCAAUCGGCGUAGCAUUGUUUAAUAAUAUUCCCCACACACAAAUUAAAACAAACAAUGCAUCAAUCAUUAAAAGAGUUUAAAAACUAUCAUAAACAGUUCUACCUGUGUUUUAACAAAUUUCUUUGGCUAUUCGAAGAUGACUCGUUGAACGUAAGUGGCACCCAAUGAAUAAUAACUUCUGUACAUGAAGGUGAACAUCAUAAUAAAUCGGAUUUACUAUUGCGGAUUCUACAAUAAGAGUUGUUUCAAUCAGUUGAUAUAGCAUCUUGGAUAUUCUUCAAUCAUACGUAUCACUCUCGGCUAUAUAGAGAAAUAGUUGUUUAUGAUGAACUUUCAUUAUGAAAUAAGCGUUGCAACUGUUUAUGACUUUCUUACCCAUUUUUUGAAAUUAUGGUAGAUCAUGGCACACAUAUGUUUUCUCGUUACAUUUCCAUGGAAAAUCAUAUUUACUGAUGUUAUAGCAAUGAAAUAGCAAAGACUCAACUGUAGUUGAAGCUUACUACUUAAUGAUGGUGGUAUUUAAAAAUUCAGUGUUGCCAUAUGUAAUUAUUCUGUUUUCUUGUUAUUUUAAAAUAUAGAAAACUAGUACUAGGUAAUAUUUUACUAGCAUAUUUUCAGUUGUGGAGAACUUAGUUACUCAUCAUAUGCAAAUGUAAAAGCGAAAAGGGUGUUUCUUUGUUUCUUAUCUUUAUAUUUUCUCACAGUUUUUCUUCCACAAUAGUUUUGUAAGAAUAUUCCUAACAAGAAUUCAUGUUCUCGAAUUAUCUAUAUUUGUGUCGUCUAGAAUGUCCAAGAAUUUUUACUAGAUCUGGUUUUCUUUCAUCUCGUGGAAUAAUAUGGAUCAUUUCCAAUUUUCUUCUGCUAAAGUAUAGGAAUUUUUUCUUAUAGUGAACUAACGAACUAACAAGUGCUCACAGCUAAUCGCAUACAGUAUAUACAUUUUGAUCUUUGAGAACGGGACAUCUCUUCAAACAUUAUUCAUAAAAAUUCUCGAAUCUUACAAUUUUGGUCAUAAAACCCAGUAAAAUAAUUCUAAAUAGUAAUUUUGUAUUUGUCAGCUAAAAAAUUUGAUUCAAAAUAUUUGGUACACACAUAUGGAACUCAAUACUAUAUAUUUUGUAUUCAAAAUAGCGUUUAAAACUACUAUCUAUCACAAGCCCAUAUUUUGUCGAAUUUGAAGAAACAUUUGUACUCAGUACAUGUCAGUUGUUCAAAAUUAUAUCCUGCCUUCCUAUCCUUUUGGUAAGGGCAAAAUCGGCAAUUUACUCUGCGUUGAAGUUAAUCGGCUCGAGGUGCAAUGGAAGAUGUUUCUUGACGUGGGUUUGGAGCAUUACUGUCAUUAUUUAGUUGCCUCUUCACCUACUUCUGAAAUAAUCGCCCUCAGGUCUUGAGGCUAAUUAGAUAUUAGCAGUAUUUGCUGAAUAAAGUUACGAAUCAAUCCGGAUGCUACUUCUCUACGAAAGUCACACCUUUUUAGAACAUUGUUGUCUUUGAAUAGUCCAUUUGAAGUUGCCAUAGCAAUCAAGCUAUAAAAAAUUGAUAAUGUCCAUCUCCUUGUUUUGCGGUUUGCACUAUAGUUAUUAUCUUAUCAAUAUCAUUGAAUUAUUUAGACGUGUCUUGGAAUAGAUUACAACGAAUACUUGAUAAUAUUUCAGUUACAGAGUUAAUAACUUUUUUCUAAGAAACCAGUUCUUGAUGUGCUUUGAUGCUGGUAACAUCUUUUCUUGUUACUUCUGCAGUUUUAUGCAAAUACUGAAUUUUUAACGCUAUUUACGAUGUGUUCAAUCAUUUCAGUCAAUUAACAUUGUUUAUUGUUUACAAAGAAAAAUCAGCUAACUUUUUUUAUAUUUUUUAUAGUACUGUUAAAAACGCUUAUUCGUACUUGUAAUAUAAUAUAUGUAACCAUAGAAAUUAAGUAUAAUAUCCGACUUUUUCUAAUUAUAUAACAUUUCAUCAAUCAUUUAUUUGUUCUAAUAAAAUAGUAAAGAAAUUUUGGCUUCAAAUUCCAUCAAGUUUUAGAUAUUAUACUCAAUUCCGAUCAUAAUGUGUUCCUAAAAAAUUUAUUUUCAUUAAAAUUAAUUAUUAUGCUAAUAAAGCAAUGUAUAAAAA